This is a messenger RNA of Harmonia axyridis, 2730 nucleotides long. RefSeq lists its product as uncharacterized. The coding region runs from base 80 to 1618 and encodes 512 amino acids. Lineage: Eukaryota; Metazoa; Arthropoda; Insecta; Coleoptera; Coccinellidae. The record is from RefSeq and is a predicted model, not a curated record. The transcript has 4 exons.
CAAUGAAGGUGUUAAUAUCGUUUCAUUCAUCGCGGGUCAUUGUUGGAGUUAUCGAGUGAUUCAAUUUACAAGGUGAAAUAUGAAUUUGGGGUGUCAAUCGUCCUAUUAUAACAGAAUGUAUAAAAUUGUUGAGGAGAGUUUGGAUGCUGCUUUGUAUGUUUGCAACAAUAACAUGGAGAGAUUCACAGAUGCCAAGAUUUUUGACGUUUUCGAUCAAACUUUCCCAACUGCCUUCAUCUUGAGUACAGGCUACUGGAUCUUUUUUGUGAGUAACUAUGGCGCCCCACUCUGCGUCUGUGGCCGAUUUGGCGUCGUAUGCCGCCACGUUAGACACAGAACACACUGGAUAGAUUUACAACCAAUGGCGGAGAAGAGCGAGAGCAUUGUUUUUGCUCCCAAAAUUUACGGUGCCGUUAUACCAAGGAAAUACAAUAUUGCCAUCGAUAGUGCAACGGAAUGCAACGGAUAUGUAAUCAGUAUAAAUAUGGACCUGAUAUACUCAAAGAAAGUAAGGAAAGAAUUUCACGUCAACAUUCGAGCUAGCUAUGGUUAUGUUUACCCUUGCUACGGUGCCCUCUUCUCUGUGAGAUUCACUCCAAAUCCUAUCCUAAAAGGAAACUAUGGUAAAUACUUGGAGCAACUAAAGAUCCAUCGAGCAGUCUUGGUUAAUAGGCAUUACGUAGAUGACUUGAUAGUGACGCCCUACAGUAUGCCAUCUACCUGUCUCCUCCUCAUAUCCGUGAAUCUAAUCAAGUACGAUCUUCCUGGUAAAAUAUCAGCAGUGCCUCUUUCAGAGUGGGAGAUUUCAAGAAACGACUUCCGCUGCAAGGACGCUUCCACUCAAACAAUUCACAAUAACGAGUUAGAGCUGUACAAGAAAGCUUUGGAAAACUUCUCCAACUCAAUCUGGCACUACAAGGAAGACACUGACAAUGAUUCCAGGAUUUUAAGCCAAUUCUUAAGCGACAAUGAGCAAGAAAAAUCAGGAAAAUCUUUUCCUUUGGGUAUUGACAAUCCAGAACAAUACGAUAGACAGUUUCCGGACAUGACAAACAAAACCAAUGGAAAACUUUCAAAACAUCCAAUAAGAGAGGAUUCUAUCCCAAAGCCUAUCCUAGCACCAUCUAUUCAAGUCAACAUCAACCAAUCGAAGUGUCAAAAUUUUCAAGGCUUUGGGAAGGCGCAGCUCCCAAAUUUCGAGGAGGCCUUUCAAACUUGCCAGUAUUUCGCGAAACCUCAAUCUACCAGAAGAAAACGAGGACGGCCUAAGGCCUUUCGUUAUGACGUUUCAAGGUCAUUGAACGCCGUUUUGAACACUAAAAAACCAGUAGUUGCAACUACGAUUGCUUCGAUAUCACCUCCAUCUUCUGAGAACCUAACCACAGAAUCUUCCAUUGAACAAGUGCAUUCUAGUUCCGAAGAAGAAAAACCUGUCAAAGUGGUAGAUAGCCAGAGCUUGGCUGAGUUUGAUGAAAUAGUGAAGCAGGUCAAUGAAAAGUGUAAAUAUUUCGGAGAUGAAGAUUACGAGAAUGAACUGGAUUUGAUCAAUCAGCUGAUUACAGAAAAAAUGCAGAAUGACAUGAUUGGAAUCUACGGUGAAAAGUCUGAUAUAUUUUAGUUAUUCUGAAUGCUUCCCAUACUAUGUAAUACAGGGUGGUCCAGAUUUUAGUUCAAUAACUUUUGCAUCGGAUAGAAAAACUCUUUUCAUGAAAAAGAGUUCAUAUAAACAUAUAUCCUAACGUUUUCCAGAUACAAGGUGUUAAUAUUUAAAAAAAACUAUCAAUUUUUUACUUAUAACUCUAGUAUUAUUACAUUCAUCGUUUUAAUUUUUAGGUAUUGAAGUCUGAAGAUAAUGGGCGCGUUCAGCAGGCUCAACAGUUGUGGAACACUUGUCAAUAUUCUAUGAAUUUUCUGCUGAACGCAUUCUAUCAGUUUCCGAGAGCGGUCGCCAUCUUUGGUAGCGAAUUUAUUUCAUGCUACUUUUUGGUAACAUGUUGAGUAACUGACAUUAGUGACAGUUGUGACAGUGAUUUGGGGAUGACAUUUAAAUUUCAAUUAUAGCAAUAUUAGAAACUGAAACCUAUACGUUUAUUAACAUUCUAAAAUGUUACUCUGAAUAAAGAUCCCAUAUAUUGAAGAAUAAAAUAGUAAUAAUACCGAAAGCAAACUUGGAAAUUAAAAUCGAUAUUAUAACAGAAAAUUGUCUCUCAUCAUAACAUAACCUUCAAGGAGGACCAACAGAACCUAUUACUGUCAAGAAAAGGAGCAACCCUUUCGGCAGAGAAUACUAAACCAAACUGAUACUUAUCGGUGGCGGAGCUACUUACGUUACCGAUCUUUCUGCUGAACGCGCCCAAUGUAAUGUUCCGAAUUAGGAACAUUGCCAAAUUUAUUCAGUCGCGGAAAUAUAGUGGUGCCAUGAACCGUUUCCUAUUGAAAAUCUACAUCACAGUCUUAUUAUUUUUUUUUUGAGAAAAUUAUUUCUUUUCUGAAAUCAACAGAGUUUCACUAAAAAAAGAGUUCUUCGAAUUAUUUUCAUCAUUCAAAAAAACUGAAAUCUGGACCAUCCUGUAUAAUGAUUAAACUUGAUGAUUGCAUUACAUGACUACUUAACAAAUGAGGAGAAAUAAAAUGUAUCGAUUCUCGCUUUCACUAAUGAUUCUGAAAUCCAACAAGCAAUGAAAUUGGGUGGAACCUCACUAAUUGAAAUAAAAAAAAAAAAUACCUGUC